Messenger RNA from Guillardia theta CCMP2712, 7359 nucleotides. RefSeq lists its product as hypothetical. Bases 1 to 7359 code for a protein of 2452 amino acids. The record is from RefSeq and is a predicted model, not a curated record. Gene Ontology annotation, molecular function: semaphorin receptor activity. Gene Ontology annotation, biological process: semaphorin-plexin signaling pathway. The transcript is spliced from 25 exons. Lineage: Eukaryota; Cryptophyceae; Pyrenomonadales; Geminigeraceae.
AUGCUGAGAUCCAACCUGGCGACACCGUGGAAGCCGUCGAUGGCAGAGCUUACACUGGUGAAGGAUGUGCGACAAGGCACGUUCGUGCAGGUCAGAGUCACUAAGGAGCGCGGGAAUGUAACAGAAGAAUACUACCUGAUGCGCGGGGGGAUGGAAUACCUGGAGCAAUGCAUCCUGAAGCGAAGGCUGGAAGAUUCUUGCAAGGCACUCGAGAUGGAAAACGAGCUAUUGACCCAAAAGAUCGUCCAGACAAGUUUGGCUUCGGAUCCCAGCUCUUGUACUUCAUUCACCAAAGAAAAUCUGGCCGAUGCAAGAUUGAAAGUCUCGACGUUGACGAACAUUUUGCAUUACGAAAGUGUCAGUACAAGGACGCAGAGCUCCAAGUUAAUACAAUCCUAUCAAACUCUCCUGGCGGCCAAGGCAAGGGUCAAACUACACACCGAGAGCCGCCAGUCGUCCAACGAGGCUGCGGAAGAUGCGGCGUGGAGACAAUUUAAAGCGCUCGAUGCCGAGCUUGUGGAACAUGCAACUUCUUCAACAGAACCUUAUGAUUGGGCGACGAUGUCUUGGAGGGAAAGGCUGGCAACAUGCCAAAAGUUUGACAGACUGAGGAAGGGGCUUGCUGAGGAUCCAGCAGCAACAGUCGAGGAAGAACCAACAAAGAAAGCUGUGAUGACGAGGAUGGUCCGAAUGGAGAGGUGCAAACAAGUGGAAGUGACUACCAAGGCCCUCCUUCAAGUUGUUGAUGUCUCGUAUCGGACUGAGGUGAAGGGGAGUGACAUUCUGAGAAGAGGGGACAUCAUCCAUAUGAUUGAUGGAAAAUCCACUCAUAACCUCAAAGUUGAGAUCGCUGAGAGCCUUUUCAUGGGAAAGAAAGAGUCCGGGGGCCAUGGAAUUGUGGAAAAUGAUGCCAAGAAUGGCGCAAUGAAUCGAGAGUCUUCAACAACCUCCAUGAGCCUCGUCCUUGCAAGAUCUUACGGUGUGAUGUUUCCUUUGCGCAUUGAGGACUUGAGCGAGAUUCUAUCCAUCAAGUUGAUGAAGCACGGAAGCUCGCUAGAAAUCCUCCACCUCCUCCCUCCUAUCAGGAUUGUGAGAUGCAGAGGGCCCUACAGGAUCAUGUCCGUACAAGACCAGUCAUCGAGCUCCUUCAGCGGGGGCUGGCUGCACGCCAUCGACGGCGUCUCUGUGUACCACCUCAACAAGGCUCAAGUCCUGCGUCUCCUGCAGCCUUGCGUCGGCCUGGGAGUCUCUUUCCUGGGGUGCAAGGAGGUGGGGCGGGUCCUGGCCUGCAACGGAGAGGAGUACUGCGUGAGAUGGAGCGAUGGGAUCGAGCGGUGGAUCCGACGGAAUGACUUUGUGAUUCAAGGGAAGCUGACUCUCAGGGAGGUCGUCCUGACUACCUCCCAGUCAGUCAUGGGGCCUCAAGAGGACGUCAGGGUCUCGUUUGAGAGCGGCAAGACUUACACACCUGUGCUCUUUCGGGAGGCUGGACGACCGGAGGGAUCGUUGUGUUGCUGCGACGUGAUAGUGUCUGUCAAUGGCAGACCGACGAAUGAGAUGAGUAGCGAGGACUUGAGGAGAUACUGCGUGUCUGAAGAGGCGACUCUCACUGCAGUGAGUCCCUCCAACGUGCCAUGCGUUGCCCAGUCAGCGAUCACCGUGUACGGCGGCGGUCCCUUCGGAGCGUACCAGGGAUUCGGAAACCAGCCCUCCGACAUGAAGAUCAGAUUCAUCGGCACAGCCUGCGACACAACUCAGUGGAUCUCCUUGACCUCUGCCACCUGCAAGCUCUUGACGUCCGGCUUCGCCAUGGGCGCGUCAGAAAUUGUUACAAACAUCAAGUACACGAUCUUCGAUGCAGUCUCAUUUGACGCGCCUUCACUCGUCGCCGUGGUCAAGGGCAAUGGACCCACCAGCGGCAACGCUCGCGUUACUGCCGUCGGGCUCAACUUUGGAGCCACGAGCUUGUCAGCGGCACAGCAGAUCAAAGUCGGACAGUCAACAUGCAGAUCUACUCUAUGGCUGUCGGACUCGCAGCUGAUUUGUCUCGUCCCCCCCGGGUCUCAGUCUGGUCUGUCCGUUGAGGUUCAGGCAGGCUACUCGUACAACGGAUCUCUUGCAGAGCCGAGGUUGACCUCCAAGCUCGAUGCCUUCACCUACGAUGACCCGUCUGUGAGUGCAGUGCUCAGAACCAACGGCCCUACCCCAGGGUCUUCCUGCACCAUCUUUGGGGCAAAUUUCGCACCAUUCGACCUGACGCCUUUGGCUCGAGUCGGCCGCUCGGCCUCUGAGUCGACGUCCUGGCAGAGUGACACCUCGUUGCUUGCCGCGAGUUCGGCAGGCAGCUCAUGGAUGGCCUCUGUCAGCGUGACCGUCGGGGCCUUGGGGAACCUCACGGGCUCAGCAUCUGUCGGCACUGUGACGGAUGCAUUCACCUUUGAUAGACCAGUCUUGGUUGUUGCUGCAAGUCCUAACUUGGUCCAGGACUCUUCUCAGAUGCUCAACAUCUCUGGGUCCAGCUAUGGGCUGUGGGAUACGUCAGUGAGCGCAAGGAUCUCUGGGACCAGCACGGCACAGACCCUGUGGAUAUCGGACGCGGAGGUCAGCUGCAUGGCGGCUGCGGGCAUGGGCAGGACGCUCAGUGCUCAACUGACUGCCUCCAGCCUCGUGGGCACUGCGACAGAGCUCUUGUCGUAUGACGCUCAGCUAGUGUUCAACAUGUCCAGGUCAAACACCGAGACUCGCUACCCGGCACACCUGACGGCCUUCGGACUUGGUUUGGGCCCUUCAGACUCGUCAGUCAGGAGUCGAGUCCUCCCGACUGCCUCAGCCUUCACCAUGUGGCUCUCGACGUCCUCCUUGGCCCUCAAGCCCUUGUCAGGGCUGCUGGGGCUACAUAGUCUUGUCAUCACCAGCUUGAUCGCUACGGCUUCAGCAGAUACUCUCCUGUCUUUCGAUCUCAUGUCAAUGAGCCACCUCGCCCCCAGCAACUCUCCCAAGAGCUCCUCGUCCUCGAUGACCAUGUCAGGUGCCAACUUCGGGGUCUCGCAUUCUUCGCCGGCAACUCGUCAGACUGCUACCGCAAGCCCCGCAGUCUCCUGGCUCUCAGAUAGCUCCAUCGCCUCUCUCCCUCCUUCGGGCUACGAUGACGCCAAUGUCACUCAGACGAUCGUCUGCAGCGUCUCCGCCCAGGUUGCGGGCCUAACGGAGUCCUUCUCCUACGAUGAGACUGUCGUCAGCUCCCUUCUCCCCGCCAACGGACCCAAGACAGGCGCCAUCGUUUCGGCCUUCGGCUCGAACUUCGCAGUUGUGGCCUGCAGUGGUCAGGGCAGGCUGGGGUGGACAAGCUCAGAGAGCUCCGAGUGGAUGUCAGACACUGCAAUCUGGUUGAGAGCUUCCUCCUCGUUGGGUUCGGACGCACCCUUGUACUUCACGGUAGGAGGGCAGCAGCAGGCUUCAAACUCCUCGAUAGAGACACAGCGAAAGUCGAUCGUCUUGUUCACUUUCGACGCUCCUGCCCCUUCCAAGUUCGUCACGACCAACUUCCCCGUCUAUGUCGCCAGCAACGUCUCAGCAGGAGCGGAUGGCGUUCUCAUGCUGGGUGACUCCUUCGGGGCCUUCGACGGUACGGGACAGGCCCGGGUGGGAGGAAGUUCGUGCCAAGUCACUCAGUGGUCCUCCAUGACUUCACUACUUGUAAAGCUCCUGCCCGGCUAUGGACGGACGAUACAUUCUCAGGUCACUGUAGCAGCUGCAGUGGGGAGUAUGUUGGGCGGGAUCACCUUCGACUCGCCCUCGCCAGUCAAGUUCUCUAUGGCCGAGUCCAAUCAAAGUCUCGCCAACCUGCCGCUCGUGGGAUCAACGAGGUUCACAGUCGAGGGUGCAAACUUCGCCACCUCCUCUGCAACUGCCAAGGCUCGAGUCAAACACACGGCAAGUCCGAGCACUGGGUGGCUGUCGACAAGCUCUGUGGUAGUCAAACAAGUCUCCUUCACCGAGCACACAGCCUCUGUCAUCUUGUCGGUUCUCUUCCUUGGCUACACGCUGUUUCAAGGAAACUCCGGCAGGACCGGCGGAAACCCUCUCCUACUCUCUGGUUCAGGUCUGGGGGCCGUUGACGUCUCUCCCAAGCUCCGUGUGGCCUCUACAGCCUGCUCGGCAUCCAGCUGGAAGUCCACAAGCUCAGUCAGCUGUACGGUUCCUGCUGGAUCGGACAUCGCGGCCAAAGUUUUAGCCUCGGUGGUCCUGCAGGUCGGAUCGCUCUCCAAUUCCUUCAGCUAUGACUUUCCCAGCUUGUCGAGUCUCUUCCCAGCCAACGUGCCGCCCUCAGCUCAGCCAGGGCAGGUAGUCACGGCCUUUGGCUCCAACUUCCUCCCUUGGGACUCGAGCCCGUCGCUGACCAUAGGCAGCACGGCCUGCCUCGUCACGCAAUGGCAGUCUGACUCGUCCCUGCUCUGUACUGUGGGGAGCGGCUAUAGCCUGAGCGACGACGAGGGCUGGAGCCUCCAGCUCGCCUUCUUUGCGAGCAACCAGACGUCCUCCGUGACUCAGGCGAUCACCUACGAUGCGCUGAAGCUGCAGUCGGUCCUCCAGCCCGUGGCAGGUCGGAGCCAGGAGGGAGGGUUCAACGUGACAGUCCGGGGAGUCAACUUCGGAAGGUACUGGGCGACCACCUCUCUCAGCAACCUUUCCUGUGCCGAGGUCGGAGGUUCAGCCCAGCAGACGAGAAUGAAGUUGGGAGACACGACCUGCCAGCAGCUUGACUGGAUCUCGGACACAGCUCUGGUGUGCAGGGGAGCCCCAGCAGGGGUCGGGGUGUGUGAUGUGACAGCCCAGCUGUGCAGGAGGUCAGACGUCAUCCCCAGCGCGUUUGCCUACCCCAGCCCUCAGCUCGGCUGCUUCAACUUGUCAACGGGUCAGCCGAUCUCCUGCGGGCUCAACACCACCGGUCCCUUCUCAGUGGUCAACGGCCCACCGGACGGGUCAGUCGUGCUGACGCUGGUCGGCUCCAACUUCGGUCGCUGGGACACCAGCCUCCAUGUAAGGGUGGGACAGACGCGCCUGCUCGUCUUGUCCUGGAGCUCCAUGAGCAGCGUCAUCUGCAAGGCCCCAGCUGCCCUGCCUGGAGAAGCAGCUCAGGUAGUGCUGAGCGUUAUGAAUCAGAUGGGAACGACGGAGAAUCUCUUCUCGUUUGACAAGAAUGUCAUCACGUCGGUAUCACCUUCGAACGCCCCUUACACGCCUGUUCAAAACAUCUCCAUCUUCGGGUCAAACUUCGGAGUCUUCAGGCCGGGCACUAUCAUCGGCAAGGUUGCAGGCCUGACGUGCAACUCAACUCAGUGGAUCGCGAGCUCGGCUGUCGUCUGCUCGCUUCCUCGUCAGAUCCCUCAGAGUGGAGCAUCAGACGUCAGCAUGCAGGUUGCCCAGGCUGUCGCCACCUUCACCAACAUCUUCAGCUUCGAUCUACCCGUGGCUUCCAGCAUCAGUCCAGCUCAAGGGUCUGUGACAGGAGGGAACCUCCUCGAGGUCCUCGGCAAGAACUUCGGCAGUGCCACGUCAUCGCUUUCAAUCGCCAUCGGCCAGACCUCUUGCCCCAACUCAACAUGGCAGAGCGACAGCUCGGCGACCUGCUCGGUCCCUUCUGCUUCCUCCCCGAGCAGCGAGCCAGUCACGCUGAAGUUCGAGCUCACAGGGAGCCAAAGGGUGGUGAGGUACAAUGGAAGCUACCUCUACUUCGCAGAGACCUCUACUUCAUUCUCUCCUACCAGCUCCCCUCUCCCCCUCUCCUCCACUCCUCCACCUGUCAGACUGGUGGAGGCUACCUGCGGCUCGUCGGGAGGGACCAGCUCCAACGUCGACACCUGCUCGGUCACUUUCAGCGACGGGCAAGGAGUCGUCAUCCCUCCCGGCGUGUGGCCCCUCGGCAUCUCCCCUGACGUCCGCGCGUCCAUCCCCUCCCUCAGCAGCCUGCCGGGUCUGGUCAACCAGAGCUUACAGCAGAACUUGACGCUAGCGAGCGAAAUCCUCCUCCUCGAGCCCACGACCAUCCGCCUGACCCUUGGCAAGGCGACGGUCAGGCUGCGAGUGGACCAGGCGAUCAUGAAGAACGCUGUGAGCAUGCGGCUGGCAGUGAUGCGGUUCGAGCAGACGCGGAGGGCGACGGGGAGUUGGGUGGAGGUUUCUCGGACGGUCUACAAUCAGGCGACUGGAAUGGCGGAGGGAGAGACAAACGCCUUCUCUUACUUCAGUGCGAUGCUGGUGCCGGCAGCAGUGCCAGCAGUGCCAGCAGUGCAGGAGGAGGAGAAGAGCUCGCGAGUUCUCGGCAAAGAUGCGAUCAUCGGCAUUUCAGCGGGAGGAGCUGUAUUCCUCCUCGCAGUCUUCCUGCUGUUCUGGUACUUCUGCUCUCGCCGGGCCAUAAGAAAACUCGAGCAACGAAAGCUGGAGGAGCGAGCGCCAGUCGCAGCAUCCGCCCGGCCCAACGUGAACAUGCUCAACCUGAGGGAGAUGAUCCGACAAGAGGUUCAGAGUGAGCUAUCAUCCCCUCGCAUGCUCUCCUUCCUCGACAGCUCUCGGACCUCAGAGCGACCAGCUCCUAGAGAGUCGCACGAACCCUCGCUGAAGCCCGAGGAGAAGAUCUCUCCCAGCGACAUCUUGGAGGGAAUGAACUUGUCUGCCAGCUCGGAGCAGCAGCACACGCAGGAGGCUGGCGCUGCGAUCUACGAACUUUCCCCUCCUCUGCAGGAGAUCUCCAUAGACUCCUUCAUGCCCCGGAAGAAACUUGGAGCCGCAGCCCGAGUGAACCAGCAGGCCAUGGGCAAUGCGAGCAUGAGGGAGGAGGGGCAGGAGGAGGUGCGAGACAUCGGGGAGCUUGUGGAGGAGCAGGCUCGAAUAUCGAGCGAGGCUAUGAAUGCUGACUUCCAUCCGACUCCUCCUUCCCCCCCAGCUGAGCUGGGGCCCUACAUCAUCCGAUUCACAUUCGCGCAGGAUUCUACGUGGGUGGGCAGGGACGGAGCCGUCGACAUGCUGGCGUUCUCGAGGUAUGCGACGAGGGUCAAGCAGGACGUGGCGACAGCAGCGGCGCUGCCUGAGCAGGCGCUGACACUGCAAGACAUCGUGGAAGUGGACGGGUGUGUUGAGGUCGAGCUGGAGCUGUCAGGACCCCUGAGGAAGGGGGAGGGCGAGAUGCUGCUGCGAUCCCUUGCCAGGCAAGUCGCAGACCCGCUCUCGGCCCUCCGCAAGCCCGGCAUGAGUACAGCAUGUGUCGUACGUGCUCAUGCGCAAGGCCCGCAGUUUGACUUCACUAGCUCUGACCCGUUCUCCCGAGAGUUGUUUGACCACGAGAUGACCGGAGUAGCGUGA